Conger conger (European conger) is the source of this 3761-nucleotide messenger RNA. It is a transcript of the gene slc2a6, whose product is annotated as solute carrier family 2 member 6. Gene Ontology annotation, cellular component: membrane. The record is from RefSeq and is a predicted model, not a curated record. Gene Ontology annotation, biological process: transmembrane transport. Gene Ontology annotation, molecular function: transmembrane transporter activity. The coding region runs from base 1144 to 2415 and encodes 423 amino acids. The transcript is spliced from 11 exons. NCBI's taxonomy places the organism in Eukaryota, Metazoa, Chordata, Actinopteri, Anguilliformes, Congridae.
AGAUUUUGUACAGUACUAUCCGAUUAAUACACUUACUGUCAGUCUAACUAACUAACUAACAGUCACUUUUAUUGGGUAGUUUAGAAGUAUUCACGUAACUAAUUCACUAACACAAUCUCAGUGUUUCUGCACUGUUCUAUAACUCCGCCUCCCUAUGCUAUCCCCGAUUACUCGCUUCGUUUCAGCGACGUGUUCGCACCUGUCUCUGACUAUCAUUACGUCUUCAAUCUAUGCAAAUGUCUACUCCCUAAUCCGGAGCCGUAUGUUUUACAUGUUUGGUUACGUGCAUCCAGUCCGCGUUUUCGUCUCCCUCCUGUUAUUAUGUUAUUACCCUAUUAUGUUUCCCCACCUGUUGUCUAUUUAUUUAGCCCACCUUUUUCCCAGCCCCGCCUAGAUUGUCACCUUCCUUCAUGUAUUUAAACCUCAGUCUCCGUUUCUACCAUUGUCAGAACCUCGAUAAAUUAUAGUGCCGAAUUACUUGUACGCCUAUUUCUUGAGAUUCAUAAAGACACCCCUUUGGCCUUGAUUUUUCGAUCUUGCCUUACCCUCUUGUUUAGUUUGCCCUUCUGAUUUUAUGGUUUUUGAUAUUCUGCUUUGUUUUAGUGACUUCGGUUUUUGCCUUCGCCUUUUGUACUUUCGCCUAUUGAUUUACUGGAUUUUUUUGUACCUUUUUGCCCGUUUUCUCGACCAUUUUUUUGCUUCCUGUUUUUGUCUGUCUUGGAUCUCCUGACUACACAUUCGGAAUAAAUAACUACGUUUUUGGAUUACCCCUGGUCUGCGUCUGAGUCCUCAAUACCGUACAUAACAAGAUCUGGCUACAACACUACUGAAAAUUUCGUGGAGACGCCUCCAAUUGGAGCUAAUCGGGUAGCAGAAUGGACGAGACUACGCCUCUUGUUCAAAAUCAUCCUAAAACCACAAGGCCAGUUUCACAGACAUACUCCACAGAGAGAGUGCAUCUUGAAUGGAAUUGACUGAUGGUAAGACGAAUUCAUACCUUGGGUUCAUUCUUUUCCCAGAAACACCAGGCUGUUCCUCGCAGUAUUUUCCGCAGUUCUGGGAAACUUUAAUUUUGGCUUUUCUAUAGUGUACCCAUCUCCAGUGAUACCCCAGCUUCGGGUCAUUGACGACCCUAACCUGAGGAUGGGUACACAUCAGGUGGCUUGGUUUGGGUCGAUCUUCACGCUGGGCGCCGCGGCGGGUGGCCUGGGCACCAUGCUGCUGAACGACAGGGCGGGCAGGAAGCUGAGCAUCAUGCUGUCCGCCGUGCCCUCCACCGUGGGCUACCUGCUGAUGGGUGCGGCUCGGGCGGUGUGGAUGCUGCAUCUGGGCCGCUUUCUGACCGGCAUCGCGGGGGGCAUGACUGCUGCCUCCAUCCCUGUGUAUGUGUCAGAGAUCUCCCAUCCAGCAGUCAGGGGGAUCCUGGGAUCCUGCCCCCAGAUCACCGCUGUGUGUGGAUCCCUCGCGCUCUACGCUCUUGGUCUGGUGUUGCCAUGGCGAUGGCUGGCGGUGGCCGGGGAGGUGCCGGCACUCGUCAUGCUGGUGCUGCUGUGCUUCAUGCCGCGGUCGCCGCGGUUCCUCAUCGCCCGGGGGAACGAGGCCGACGCCCACCGGGCGCUCAGCUGGCUCCGGGGCCCGGGCUCCGACAUCACGGCCGAGUUCAGCAGGAUCCAGAGGAGCGUGGCUUCACAGAAAAGGAUAACAUGGGCAGAGCUUGGCACGCCGUUCUACUAUAAGCCCAUCCUGAUCGCCAUGGUGAUGCGGUUCCUACAGCAAAUGACGGGGAUAACUCCGAUCCUUGUGUACCUGGAGCCCAUCUUCCAACUGACCAAGGUCUCCCUGGAGGCAAAGUACGACGCCGCUCUGGUGGGUGCGGUGCGACUGCUGUCUAUCGUGAUCGCAGCCAGUUUAAUGGACAAGGCCGGCAGGAAGGCCCUCCUCUUCACAUCAGGAUUCCUGAUGUUCCUCUCAACCCUCAGCAUGUGCAUGUACACCCACCGCAGUUCUUUCCCUGCCCUCAACAUCACCUCCACCCCCGCCUUGCACGCCACGCCCUUUGACGCCUCCAGCCUCAUCCCGCUCAUAAGCACCAUGGUCAUCAUAUUUGGCUACACCAUGGGCUGGGGCCCGGUCACCUGGCUGCUGAUGUCCGAGGUCUUGCCUCUGGCGGCCAGGGGCGUGGCCUCGGGUCUGUGUGUGGCUGUCAGCUGGCUGACCGCCUUUGUACUGGCCCAUGUCUUCAUGCACGUGGUGGAAGCGUGCGGACUGUUUGUGCCGUUUCUGUUCUUCUGCGUGGUGUGUGUGAUCAACAUCAUCUUCACGGCGGUGUGUGUGCCCGAGACGCGUGGACGCUCCCUGGAGGAGAUCGAGAACUUUUUCCGCACCGGUCGCACAUUCACCAUCAGGGAGUCCUGAGAGCGAGUCCAAACAGAUACAGAGCACCCAUUCGUAUCCCAAGCUUUUCGCUGCUGUGUGCAGGGUGACAUUAAUGUGUUCUCUGCAUUGGGAUACCUGAGGAUACCACAACCAGAAAAGUUGUAUGGUGUAUUGAUUUUUUUUUCUUUGGUUGAUGAGAACUUCUUUUCAGAAAACAUGCCUUUUACACUAAUACUUUUUCCAUGUUCGUUCAUAAAUAUCAGAUAGCCACUAGUGCCCAUCAAUAUACUGCAAUUACAAAGCUUGCUGCAUCAUUUAUAUUUAUUCUGCAUUCCUGCACAAAUAUGAACAGACUAAAGGAAAGAAUAGCGACAAAUGAAAGGCAAGUGAAUACCCAUGUAUUUCAGUUGAGAAGUGAACAGUAAUACAGGAUGAAAACAGGAAUGUGCACUGAAAUACAUGUGCCCCUCCUAAUGGCACACAUUAAAGACCGGAUGCAAGGUUUGAAAAUGCAUGCCACUUGAAGGCUGUGAGGAGACUUAGAUGCAUGUGUUCUAUCGGAGCACUUCGACACACAGGACAUGUCCUCCAACAAACGGAGAGUGUCCUCCACCGGACGGGCUGAGUCUGGUCAGCCCUCCGUCCUGUAGAGAAUUUGUGCAUGAGUUUUAGGAUUCCCCAUCUCUUUCCUCAAUUCUACAUGUACACUCAGUGACCACGUUUAGGUAGAAAUGUACACUGGCUUGUUAAUGCAAAUAUUUCAUCAGCCAAACAAGUAGCUGCAACUAAAUGAAAAGUAUGCAGACGUGGUCAAAACGGUUUUUCAGACCAAAUGACUUUGACCUUGGCAUGAUUGUGGUGUGCCAGACAGGGUGGUUGAGCAUCUCAAAUUACUGAUCUCCUGGGAUUUUCAUGCACAACAGUCUCUAGAGCAGGGGUGUCAAACUGAACUCCCAGGGGGCAGCAGUGUCUGCAGGUUUUUGUGGUUGCCUUUCAAUCAGCUGCCAAUUAAGGCCUUGGGAACAAGGUGUGUGGAUUGCUUAGCCAAUUAAAGACUUAAAUGAACCACAGGUGCCGGGAACAACCCGAAAACCAGCAGACACAGCAGACAGGACUGGAGUUUGACACCUGUGCUCUAAAGUUUGUAGAGAAUGGUGCGAAAAACAAAAAACAUCCAGUGAGCAGCAGUUCUGCAGGCAGAAACGCCUUGUUAAUGAGUGUAACUGGAGUAUUCCAGAUCUGUAUUUAGAGUGGCUAUUUAUUAUGGUUUUGGGUUCUAGUUUCAAAUCCACUAAAGGCUAUGUUUGUACAUCUUAAUUUUUAUGAUCAUGCCCUUGUCUGAAAUAUGCCUGUAGAUAUUUACACUUUGUGCAAUCAAAUUAAUG